Anolis sagrei ordinatus is the source of this 4139-nucleotide messenger RNA. RefSeq names its product potassium voltage-gated channel subfamily H member 3 (gene KCNH3). Lineage: Eukaryota; Metazoa; Chordata; Lepidosauria; Squamata; Anolidae. The record is from RefSeq and is a predicted model, not a curated record. Gene Ontology annotation, cellular component: plasma membrane. Gene Ontology annotation, biological process: potassium ion transmembrane transport; regulation of membrane potential. Gene Ontology annotation, molecular function: voltage-gated potassium channel activity.
UCCGUGGUUUCCUGGCCCCACCGACGGAGGGGACGCUCUUUGGCUCCCCCUGAGCCCGGUCUCCCCGCCCCACUCCCAGCCACCGUUCGUGGGAGUGGGGGCUGUUCCCGCGUGGGCCGCCUUGCCCUCUCUCUUCCCCUCCUGCAGGUCUAAGGGGACUUUUCUUCCCUCCCGGGCAAACUCGGACGAUGGAGGUGUCCUGGCGCCUGUCCUAAGAUGCCCGUGAUGAGGGGCCUCUUGGCUCCCCAAAACACCUUCCUGGAUACCAUCGCCACCCGCUUCGACGGCACCCACAGUAAUUUUGUCCUGGGCAAUGCCCAAGUACGGGGAGCCUUUCCUGUGGUUUACUGUUCCGAUGGUUUCUGUGAACUGACCGGCUUCUCCCGGGCGGAGGUCAUGCAGCGCUGCUGUGCUUGCAGCUUCCUCUAUGGGCCUGACACCAGCGAACUGGUGCGCACACAGAUCCGCAAAGCCCUCGAUGAGCACAAGGAGUUCAAAGCCGAGCUCAUUCUCUACAGGAAAAGUGGUGCCCCUUUCUGGUGCCUGCUGGAUGUAGUGCCUAUCAAAAAUGAAAAAGGAGAUGUGGCCCUUUUUCUGGUCUCCCAUAAGGAUAUCACUGAGACCAAGAGCAGAGCGUUGGCAGAAAAUUGGAAAGAAGGAGGUGGACGGCGACGCUACAGUCGCGGUGGAGCCAAAGGCUUCAAUGCCAACCGUCGUCGAAGCCGGGCUGUGCUGUAUCAUCUGUCAGGGCACCUCCAGAAGCAGGGCAAAGGGAAACGCAAGCUGCACAAGGGAGUCUUUGGGGAGAAGCCUGCCCUGCCUGAAUACAAAGUGGCUGCAGCACGCAAAUCACCAUUCAUCCUCUUGCACUACGGGACCUUCAAGGCUGGCUGGGAUGGACUGAUUCUUUUGGCCACGUUGUACGUGGCUGUUACAGUGCCCUACAGUGUCUGCUUCAGUGGCAUCAGGGAGGAAGGGCUUCCGGAGGCUGUUCGUGCACCUCCCAGCAUUUGUGAUCUUUCUGUUGAGAUCCUUUUUAUCCUAGAUAUUGUGCUGAAUUUCCGCACUACUUUUGUCAGCAAAUCAGGGCAGGUGGUGUUUGACCCUCGUGCCAUUUUCUUGCACUACCUGACCCGUUGGUUUGUUCUGGACCUCUUGGCAGCCCUGCCCUUUGACCUUCUCUAUGCCUUCCAGGUCAAUGUGUACUUUGGUGCUCACUUACUCAAGACUGUGAGACUCUUGCGCCUGCUGCGCCUGCUGCCCAACUUGGAUAGAUACUCACAGUACAGUGCUGUGGUGCUCACCCUGCUCAUGACCGUCUUUGCGCUCCUGGCUCACUGGGUCGCCUGCGUCUGGUAUUUCAUCGGGCAGCGUGAGGUUGAGAGCAGCCCCUCCCAGCUUCCGGGAAUAGGUUGGUUGCAGGAGCUGGCUCGCCGCCUCUCAACUCCCUACUACCUGGCGCAGAGGAACACCAGUGGAGAAGACAGUUCUGCCAAUGAGAUGGGCCCUCCUCUGAACGGCAGCAUGUGGGAGCUGCUGGGGGGGCCCUCCUUGCGUAGCUCGUACAUCACCUCCCUCUACUUUGCCCUCAGCAGCCUGACUAGCGUGGGCUUUGGCAACGUGUCGGCCAACACUGACUCAGAGAAGAUCUUCUCCAUAUGCACCAUGCUGGUGGGGGCCUUGAUGCACGCAGUAGUCUUUGGCAAUGUGACUGCCAUCAUCCAGCGCAUGUAUGCUCGCCGCUUCCUCUAUCACAGCCGCACGCGUGACCUGCGUGACUACAUCCGCAUUCACCGCAUCCCUCCACCACUGAAGCAGCGGAUGCUUGAGUACUUCCAGGCCACCUGGAGUGCCAACAAUGGCAUUGAUACCCGGGAGCUGCUGCAGAGCCUUCCAGAGGAGCUGCGUGCUGACAUUGCCCUUCACCUGCACAAGGACCUGCUCCAGCUCCCCCUCUUCGAGGGAGCAAGCCGGGGCUGCCACCGCUCCCUUUCACUCAGUGUCCGCACUUCCUUCUGCACGCCUGGGGAAUACCUCAUCCGGCAGGGGGAUGCACUUCAGGCCGUCUAUCUUAUCUGCUCAGGCUCCAUGGAGGUGCUCAAAGAUGGCACUGUCCUGGCCAUCCUAGGAAAGGGGGACCUGAUUGGUUGCCACAUCUCAUCCAGGGACCAGGUGGUUCCAGCCAAUGCGGAUGUGCGAGGUCUGACCUACUGUGACCUGCAAUGCCUGAGCCUGCCUGGCCUCCUGGCUAGCCUCAAACUCUACCCAGAAUUUGCCAGCAAAUUCCUCCGGGAGCUGCCCUGUGAGCUCGGCUACAACCUGGGAGGAGGCAGCAACCCUCCCGCAGAGUCUCCAUCGCGGAGCAGCAGGGAACCCACCACUCUGCGCUCUGCUGAUGCUUCAUUCCCUCCACAUCACCGAAGCCCCUGCUUGCCUCUAGAAGCAGUGGGUGAGCCCCCCAAGCCCUUGUUCCCCUCAGUCUCUGGAACCUCCAGCCAUCAGCUGCCACAUUCAGGUUUUCCUCAUCAUCCACCCUCAGAAGCAUCCUUGCGUCCCACAGCGUUGCGUCUGAACAACGCCCCAUGCAGUGGCCCCCCAGAGCUGAGCCCCAGGGUUGUAGAUGGCAUUGAGGAUGGGUCUGGCUCCGACAAACCCGUUUUUAGUUUCUGGCUUGGCCCUUCAGGUCCAGACUACAGCAGCCCUUCACCUGGCACAGACAGUGGCCUGCUCACCAUCCCCCCAGAGCUGUCCAGUGCUGACACUAUUGAGAAACUGCGCCAGGCGGUGGCUGAGCUUUCUGGGCAGGUGCAACAAAUGCGUGAAGGGCUGCACUCUUUACGCCAAGCUGUCCAGCUCUUCCUUCUCUCGCAGACCCCAACUGAGCAGCAUACAGAUCCUCCAACUGGCGGGCCUUUUCCCCAUGUGGAUGUUCCUGCAACUCCUCUGCUGAGCCCACUCCGAGUAGAAACUGGACUCUUGCCAGCCUUCUGUUCACGUAGUGGACCCCCUGCAUCUUGUCCUAAUGGGGCUUGUGGCCGGAUUCAGUGGAUGUGGUCACCGCCGGCUGGGCAGAGCUCACCCUGGCCUGGAACGCUCUGGACCCUGGGGCCAGGAAAGGACUCGGAGGAUGGGGCUACCAUUUCCUCCACUGGUCAUGGACCCAAGGACCAAGGGAGCAACACACAGCCACCAGACCAGAGCCAAGCAUGCUCCCCCAGAAUCAUCCCAGAAACCAAAUCUUCCAGGACUCAAGCCUGUGAUUUCUCAAGCUUUGAGAUGGUGCAGAUUGGCACAGAGGAGGAAGCUACAGAUAGUGCCCCUUUCUGGCCAGAGGUGGAAGGGACAGGCAUAUGAACUACCAUAGUUUGGCUUGCUUGCUUAUAUCAAGAUCCAUCUUUUGGAUGAUCUUAGUCUGGAAAGAGGCUGUUUUACAGUAUGAAGUGCUACUGUGUUCUGGGGAACAGCAAACAUCUGAGUAGAGAGAUGCUAGAAAGCAAAGAGGAGCAAGUCCUGAGAAAAUACAACAGAGAUUUUGCUGAAGACGACCACGGUUGAGGAGGCUCAUCAUGUGGCAGGAUUUACAGGAAGCAAUGGUGGCCAAAUGGAAAUGGGAUGAAGAAGAUUAGAAACUAUGGGGCAGAAGAAGAAAAGGAGGAGGAAGAGAUGAAUUUGUAUAUCAAUUUGUAAAUGGCUUUGAAAGCACACAUUUCAAGAAAGUUGCAGUACUUCUCACAAUAGUGAUAAAAGGAAAGGAUUACAAGAUAACCUUUGAAGCUUUCUGUAGGAUGAAAGGAUAGGCAAUCAUUGGCAAAAGCAGGCAAACUGGAUCUGCUGCAGCAGGCUCUAUUGCCAAAAGCUAGACCCAUCCUAGCUGGAUUGUUGCCUGGGUUGCAGAAUUACAUUGUCAAACUCAAGACAGUUGAAAUAUGCAAAACAUGAACACUCACCAUAUUAAAUCUUCCUUCAGGCACCUUGAUUGUUAGGUAUCAGCUGUGGCAUCAGGGAAUGACUGGGAAUCCCAUUGUGCAUGCAGUUUUUUGGUGGGAGGGCAGAACAAAGAAUCUUUCUGGCCCCUUUGGAUGCAAAGGCUUACCAAGAUAGUAAUUUUUAUAUAAUAAAAGAUAAAUUUUGAACACCAA